AUGUCUGGCUUCCAAUUCCCGAAUAUCAAAGAAAAAUUAGAGGCGCCUACCAAGAAAUCCGCCUUCGAACGCGCUAAGGCCGAAGCAGAGGCAAAGCGGAAACGCGAAGCCGAGGAGACUGCCGCAGUCUACAAAGAGUUCGUAGAGUCUUUCGAGGACAAUUCUAGGCCCUCUUAUGCUCGUGGCUCGGAUAGAGGUGGAUAUGGAGGCUCGCGUUCGAAUUUUGGCCCUUCGAGGGCUGGGCCGACGGGAUUAGGGAAGCGACACUUUACUACGGGGCAAGGCAGGAGCGCGAUUAGCGGGCCUGGGACGUUGGGACCUCUACCGACAAAGAAACGAGAUCUCGAUACAUACCAGAGCGAAGGGAGCCAUGGCAGAGGCUAUGGAAAAGGAUCGCAUAGCACGAGUGGUGUUCUAGGCUUCGACGAUGGGGGAGAUGUGUCAACAGCAAAGGCAGCCAAAUCAGAGAGGGGUAUGAAGUUCGGCGAGGACGAUGAUGACGAUGACGAAUUCUCGAAGAGCAAGAAGGAACAAGCAAAGCCGACCAUCAGCAUGACACACCUACCUGCAAAGACCACCAAGAUUUCGGUUAUGGAGAUGAUGCAGCCUUACUUCCCCAAGUUGACGGCUAGUCAAGUCUCUAUGCAGACGAUAGGUGGCGCUGGAGGUACAGGGAGGAAGUCAAUGUCAGCUCUCAUCACAUUGCACACAGAUACCGCUGCGAGUGAGAUCGAUGCUGCUGUCAAUGGCUUGUCGAAUAAGUACAUGGGUUUUGGUUUCCGCCUCGGUAUCUCACGCCAUCUACCAUCUACCGCCAUAGGCUCAACAAUCACACCGACGGUGGCGGGACAAAGUGCAACUCCGUUCAAUGCACGUGCCGUAUUCUCCGGUGUUGGUAGAGGUGGCUUUGGCAGAGGCGGUUUCGCCCCGCCCUCGUCAUUUGGCCAUCCUGGUACGAGCUCGACGAAUAACAGUAAAUAUGUCGUCUCAGUCAACUCUCCAAAGGAUCUUAAGACCUUGCGAUUGAUACACAAAACCGUUGAGGCAGUCAUCACGCACGGGCCUGAAUUUGAGGCUCUUCUGAUGGCCAUGCCCUCAAUUAUUUCAGACGAGCGGUAUUUUUGGCUAUGGGAUAACAAAUCUACAGAGCACGUAUACUAUCGCUGGAGGUUAUGGGACGUCUUUACAACGAGUGGCUCAAAUAGUGAUCGGAAGCAAAGGUCAUAUUCCGGUACUACUAUUACACAAAUAUUCGACAACAGCAUUUCUUGGGAAUUGCCGCCAAAGAAACAGCAAAAGUUUGAAUAUGUCACCGAAUUGAAAGAUUUCAUAGAAGAUGAAGAGUACCAUAGUUCUUCAGACGAAGACGACGACGCUCACCAAGCACAGGAUUCGAACCCUAAUGCGGAGGAUACAAAAACUUACCUUGGUCCCCUACGGCGAGCAAAAUUAUACCAUUUGCUCUCAAGGGUACCUACAACCACAGGUACCCUACGGCGAGGAGAUGUUGCGAGGGUUAGCGGGUUUGCUGUGGAACACGCAUACGCUGCGGAAGAGAUCGUUGACAUCAUGUGCGCGAACGUCUCGCGGCCGGUGGCAUUCUCAUCUGCAAACCCCGACCACGAACCAUCUACUGUACUUGCAGAUAAGAGUGGCAAUGCUAAUGUAGCCAAGGAGGACCAGACUCCCGCUAAGCUUAUUGCAUUAUAUCUUAUCUCUGAUGUACUUUCGAAUUCGGGUUUGGGUGUUCGGAAUGUAUGGAGGUACCGGCAAUAUUUCGACCAAAGGUUGAGGGAGGGUAAGAUAUUUGAAGGACUAGCGGAAGUCGGUGACAAAGAGAACUGGGGGAAAAUUCGUCAAGAAAAGUGGAGAAGAAGUAUUCAAAUUAUUCUGUCUCUGUGGGAGAAUUGGAAUAUCUUCCCACAAACAUCUCACGAGGCGCUCCGGGUUGCGUUCAGCGAGCCGGUCGCCCCACAACAAGCUGCAGCUGCUCCAGAAAUUCCAAAAUCUGAAGUAGCCCCACCGUCAUCGACUGUUAAGUCGAGGUGGAGAACUGUUCCCGAAGAUCAGGAGACGGCCAAACCAAAAUUUAACCCGUACUUGGCUGAUUCCAUUGAAAACCAAGAUGAAGACGAAAAUUUGGAUGGCGAGGAGCUCGUUGAUGACGAUGACGUAGAUGGAGAACCAAUGGAAGAAGACGAUGUAGAUGGAGAACCAAUGGUGGAAGAAGAGGACGAAGACGGGGAACCAAUGGCAGAGGAUGAAGAUGAGGAGGUUGGUGAUGCCGGCGAAAAAGCAGACGAAGAAGUUGACAUAUUCGUCAAAGGCUCAGAAAUCGAACAAAAAGAGCCGCCAAAGGCCGAUCCAAAACCCAUGGUAAGCGGUGUUACACUUGGGUCCGGAUUUGGGUUUAAGAUCGGUGGGUUUGGAAGCAAGGCUGGGGCUGGGGUUGGUAGUACAGAAGAAGGGAGGAAGAAGAGGAUGAAAGCCGAAGAUAUGUUUGCCAACGAUGAUUCUGACGGUUGA
Orbilia oligospora ATCC 24927 is the source of this 2526-nucleotide messenger RNA. RefSeq lists its product as uncharacterized. Bases 1 to 2526 code for a protein of 841 amino acids. The record is from RefSeq and is a predicted model, not a curated record. Gene Ontology annotation, cellular component: nucleus. Gene Ontology annotation, molecular function: RNA binding. Lineage: Eukaryota; Fungi; Ascomycota; Orbiliomycetes; Orbiliales; Orbiliaceae. Gene Ontology annotation, biological process: RNA processing. The transcript is spliced from 2 exons.